This is a messenger RNA of Penicillium longicatenatum, 1257 nucleotides long. Its product is annotated as Exo-rhamnogalacturonase b. The transcript is spliced from 5 exons. Gene Ontology annotation, molecular function: polygalacturonase activity. Bases 1 to 1257 code for a protein of 418 amino acids. NCBI's taxonomy places the organism in Eukaryota, Fungi, Ascomycota, Eurotiomycetes, Eurotiales, Aspergillaceae. Gene Ontology annotation, biological process: carbohydrate metabolic process. The record is from RefSeq and is a predicted model, not a curated record.
AUGCUCUUCUUCUUCGUUUUACCCAUCUUUUUGGUCUCUCAGUCAGUCCUGGUCGCAGCCUGGGCUGGUCAGGAACCUGCGCUUCCACACGGCCGCCCCGAGCACCCCUUGAAGAAAUGUGUGGUGCGGGCUAACCGUAACGGUUCUGACGACGCCCCAGCCAUACGUCGAGCAUUCGACAAGUGCGGCUCCAAUGGAAAUGUCAUUUUCGAGAAUACGACGUACUAUGUCAACAGUGUGCUCAAUACAACUAAUCUGUUUAACUGUCAGGUUGACAUAUAUGGAACCUUGCAGUGGAGCAAUGACAUAUCCUACUGGCUCAAUCACUCAAUGCCAACUGGAUAUCAGAACCAGUCCACCGUUUGGUUCCUGGGUGGUAGAUAUGUCAACGUCCAGGGUCAUGGCUACGGAACGUUUGAUGGCAAUGGCCAGGCCUGGUAUGAUUUAGUCAAAGGGCAAUCAAAUUAUCCAAACCGACCGAUGGCUUUGACAAUUUGGGAUGCUAAAGACUCUGUAUUUGAGGGUAUUCGGUUCCUCCAGGCUCAGAUGUGGACUGUAACAAUCAUGUACUCAGAGAGGGUGUUACUGCAAGAUAUUCACGUUAUUAACAUCAGUAGCAACAAGAACCCAGCUCGAAAUACGGAUGGUGCCAAUACCAUGUUUUCCGACAACAUCACCUUCCGCCGCUGGACUGUCAAUAAUGGCGAUGAUUGCAUUGCGAUGAAGGCCAAUUCAACCAAUAUUCUCAUCGAGGAUGCAACCUUCUAUAACGGCGAAGGCAUUGCCCUUGGCAGCAUUGGUCAGUAUAAGGGCCAAUUUGAGACCAUUGAGAACAUCACAGUGCGCAACAUUCUUUGCAACAAUACAAAGUACGCAACGCGAAUUAAAACCUGGACCGGUGACCAAGUGGGAUAUCCUCCAAAUGGUGGCGGUGGGGGCCUGGGUUACUGCAGUAACUUCACCACCUUAGGCAUUACCACCAACCCAAUUCUCAUUAAUCAAUGCACAACUUACAACGGUGUUACUGGAAACUGCAGCUCCUCGCUAUUCCAGAUCUCCGAUUUCUCAGCUAUGGAUUACCGAGGCACCAGCGAUUCAAGUUACAUCGCGAAGCUCCAGUGCAGCAGAGCAGCUGGUGGUUGUGGCAGAAUUCGCAUCGAGAAUAUUGACAUUGAAAACAUUUCUGUUGAUCCGCCAGUCAACGCAACCAAGUACUCCUGUUCAAAUGUGAAUAACCCCGUUGGGUUCAGCUGCUAG